AUGAUCCUAUCCAAUAUCGACUUUCCUGCACUUACAAGCUUGCAAAUCCACGUAUCCGAUAUGCAGUUACCAGAGCUGGUUCGAGUGAUCGUGCAACUCGUGAGGUUGCAAACAUUUGAGUUAACUCUCACAAUAUCUAUCGACGCCCCAAUCUCCUUCUUCAACGAAGGUCAUCGCGGACCAAGCCUUCGUACAGUGGGCUUUUCAUUGAAACAAACACUAUCUGAAAUACCCGAGGAUUUCUCUAGCAACUACUUUAACUUCGUCAAAGUAAUCUCCCCGUGCUUUCAGUCUGUCCACGAACUGAAAAUGACAGGACCAGACCACGGGACACUUCAGCAGAUGCUAAGCCAACCGGAACUACUCCCAAAUUUGCAUUCAAUUACUUUUCGGCAUCCACUAGCUGCCAUCUCCCCUCCCUCUGUCGCGGCUCUCGGCUCACUCAAGUCGCUUUCCAUGGCUGCCACCCAAUUCCAUAACUUAAACAUUCAAUCUGACUCAUUGGAACAUCUGAGGCUCGUGCAGCUGAGGUAUCAUGAGAGUGAUAGCACGCUCAACUUGGAUAGACUUCCUCUACUAAAGACUCUAACAGUCUCAGAAGGUCGAUUAGCUGGCUCUGGGAAAAACUUGACGAAAAUUUCGCUGGAUCCAUACUACGCCCUUGGCAUGGCAAACCUCUGCAUCCAGCUCGCACUCAAUCCGGAAAUGGCGCCAAAUCUGACCGAGCUAUCAGGACCAGCUAUUGAUCUUGAUGUCCUAUUCAUACUUCUAGAGACGUAUAAUUUUCGCGCUGAGGCACCCGGGCGGCGCAUAUCACGCCUUCAAUUGUUCGACUGGCUCCCAGAAGGAGUUGUCUCUCUUCUCAGAGAUCUCGUGAGGGGAAAAGUACCGAACCGGCCUGCAUACAGGGAUCUAUCCUGGCUUUCAAACGUGGAGAUGAUAUUUGAUCCGAGCUUAAGGAUGAGCCGGUUGGCGUCGUUUGGAGGUCCAUCGACGCCAUCCAAAAACCCUGCGGGACCGCCGACGAAGAACGGAGGCGCCCAGAGCCCCCAGGCUGCAACAAAUCGCAAAGGAAAACGAGCUAAUUCGUCCAAUGUGGGCAAGCUGUCACCGGCUGAAUCCCCUUCCUCGCCCCGCGCGGCCAAAACGAAUCAAAAGUUGUCACUUGGACAUGAUGGCGACAAAGAUUCACCGAUAUCGACUUUUAUCGAGAGUCGAGAGCAUCGUAGGCUUCGCCAGACGCUUCUGGACAUUCGAGCCACUACGAGAAAGUGGGAUGAGCUCGUCAAGGAGGACGGGUUUAGAGCUGCGAAGAUGAUUAUUGAUUCGCGAACAACUAUCAAAAACUCGCUCGCGUUGGUACCAUCGGGACAAUGGCCUAAUCGUGCGAUUGUAGGGCCUCAAAUGAUUAUAAUCAGCGAUUCUAUGAAGAAGAUAGAAGACAUGUUUAUCAAAAUGAAUCAUUUCUUCGAACGCAUAUCUUCCCUCUGUGCAGACUUGGAAGAUCUGUACAUCGCGUCGACCAAUCAGUACUACACUCUACAGGCUCCACCUGCCGUCACGUCUGCGAUGGACCCAGAAGCACCCCUAUAUCCUACGUCUACCUGGAGUCUAGCUCGCUUCUGCAACUGCGUUCCUCGACUGAUUCCUCCACACUACCAUACACUGAUGCAUUCGUACCGCCUAAUCUUCGACGAGCUCCGACAGCCCAACAUUGAAUGGGAGCGGGCGAGAGUACUACUCAACGCCUGGAAAGACUGUAUACCGAUACAUCAAAUGCAGACCAUCGAGAUUAUUGACGGCAUUUCGUUUGAAAGAGGAUGGAGCGAGGAGUUGGAGGAGAUUUUCAAGCGCUCUUUGACGCGCGCAACGACCAUCGAGUUUGACGAGCUACCCUCUGCCGACGUCGAAGAGCUCGAGAUGACGCACGUGUAUCGCGAGUCUGAUGAUGCUGCUCUCAACCAGCCGCUCCUGGGCAACGCCAGCGAGCCAGCAGCGCGUCCGACGCCAAAAGAAGGAAAGGCUCAGCUGCGGUCGUCUGUGGGCAAUCUCGCGAAUACAAUUCUUGGUACAGGAAUGCUCUCGUUCCCCUUGUUUGCGUUUGCGACUGCAGGAAUCAUUCCCGGCGUGCUCACCUGCAUAUUUUCGGCGUGCUGCGCCGGUUUGGGGCUCUAUUUCCUUUCGAGAUGCGCUACAAAGGCUCCACAUCGGCACUCAUCGUUCUUUGCAAUCUCACAACUAACAUACCCUGGCCUGUCUGUUUAUUUCGACAUUGCAAUCGCCAUCAAAUGCUUCGGUGUCUCUAUAAGUUACUUGAUAAUUAUCAAAGGUCUUAUGCCUAGUGUGGUCUCCGCCCUCUAUCAUGUGCUAUUGCCUACGGACCCGCCGGCUUGGUCGCUUUCAGGAAGGCUUUGGAUAUCACUGUUCAUGGUGGUCCUUGUUCCUCUGUGCUUCUUGCGAGACUUGCAUUCGCUCAGACACACGAGUUACGUCGCCCUCUUCUCUGUUGCGUACUUGGUGGUUGUGGUCAUUACAUGCUACAUUUUCCCCCCAAGCGGGAUGGAGAAGCCGGGGGAGAUUCACUUUAUCCACUUUACUCCUUCCUUCAUAGCCACGUUCCCCGUCCAGGUCUUUGCAUAUACAUGUGCUCAAAAUCUUUUCCCCAUCUACAACGAGCUCAAGAGUAAUACACAAGCACGAAUGAACAUUGUCAUAGGGUCCUCUAUUGGCGGAGCUUGCAUCAUCUACGAGGUUGUUGCUGUCUUGGGCUACCUGACAUUCGGUUCAAAAGUAGGCGCAAAUAUUAUGGCCAUGUAUCCAGCAACGUCACUUUUUAUCGCAUGUGGACAGCUCGCCAUCGUAAUUCUGGUCCUCUUCUCAUACCCACUGCAAGUUCACCCUUGUCGCAACUGCCUGGACAAGAUCAUAGAGGCGGCAACGACGCACAAGAUUUCAGCUCCAGUAGUCGCAGAGGGUGAAGACGAUGAUCAUGACUAUGACCACGGAGCGCACGAUGAAGCGAGUCCAUGGAGACACACUUGGUUGACGGCGGCGAUCAUUAUUGCUGGGUUCACCAUUGCAUACUUUGUCUCCAGCCUUCAGCUCGUUCUAUCCUUUGUUGGAUCAACAGGAUCAACGACAAUCUCGUUUAUUCUCCCUGGCCUCUUCUUUGCGCGGCUGUUCCGCGACGACCCCAAGGAGCGGGUUCUGGUCACUCUAGCCAAGGGCCUGACAAUCUACGGUUGCUGCGUCUUUGUGUUCUGUCUCGGCUUCAAUGUGUACGAGGUUACUCGAUGA
Messenger RNA from Serendipita indica DSM 11827, 3297 nucleotides. NCBI's taxonomy places the organism in Eukaryota, Fungi, Basidiomycota, Agaricomycetes, Sebacinales, Serendipitaceae. The record is from the annotation of a GenBank genome assembly.